AGACAAAGAUCAGCGGAACCAUCGCGCCUGUGUAGACGAGCCACUCAGAAAUCAGAAAAUCGAAGAUCGUUUGCCCGCACUGGAGUUAUUCACCGCGCUCUGUUGAAGGGCAUUGAAUCUUCUGCCCUCUUCUGCACAGCGCCUGAAUACCGCCAAGCUAACUCCAUUGUCGGCUUGCGCUCGCGAAAUGUGAAUAUUUUCUUCAGGCCGAGGGUUUGGAACUUGGGACUUCUUGCCUCAAGUCGUUAGGAGUUAGGAGCUCUGUCUGGGAGUGGAUCCGCAACAAGGCCGAUCUUUCGCGAAGAUUUUCUGCGCGAGAGUUGGAGUGCGUCGGGACCUCUCGCGAUCAGCUGCUAUCCAUUGCGGAAAUCACUAUGCCGAGACAAUCGCCGUUCUUCACCUUCGUGCGUUGUUAUCGAGACGGAGAAAAACGCAAGGGGCGUCAUCUGAGCUUGGAUGAAGCCAGAAUCGAGGCCGAUCCCAUAUGGUUGAGAUUCUCACCAUCUGAGAAAGAGCGCUUCGUCGAGAUGGCUGAAGCAAAGUCGCGUUGUCAACCGCAACGACCCCCUCGGGUGUUCCAACGACCAGGCGGUAACACCACAAUGUCACCAUUCCGUCAAAAAAUGCGCGGCUUCAUAGAGAGAGUGUUCCCGACCGAGGCGGACGUCAAGACCCAUUUCUUCCACUCUCUUUCUUUCCACCGAGAGUCGACCACGAGGCUUCCGAGCGAGAUAUCGAUUGUGCGUUUCAGCCUGGAUCGCGGCGCCGAACAUUUCCUCCAUUUUUUGUUCAACCCAGAGGUCCGAUUUGAGCGAUUCUCGCUCGUCAAGGAAAAAAUGAAAAAACAGAUAACGGUUGUUCCCAUAGAAGGCACUCCGGGUUCCGAUGACAAUCUCCGAGAGGUCCUGAAAGCGAUCCACGAUUUCUGUGGGGGUCACUUCUACGUGCAUUCAAACGAGAUCGAAGCCGCCAUCAAAUGCUUCUGCGACCUCCGGAAACUCAGCCCAGGCAGUCGAGAUUUGGUUCCUCUCGACGGAGAAGAGUUGAUCCAGAUGUUGUGGGAACGCUCCACAGACCGUCGAAACGCCAAAAUUUCUCAAGUCAGGGACGCUUGUUCAGGCAGAGCGGGACUUGACUUUCUUGCGUGCGAAUAUCACAAAGCCACCAAGACAGAAGGAGUCUGCACUUUGUGGAAGGCAUACCGGCUACCGUAUGGCUGCUCUCAGAUUCUAGCUGAACCAUACGAUAUCGAUGUGGCUGAAGGUUAUCAUCAGGCGCGGGAAAACUGGGCGCCCAGGGGAUCUUACUAUGAAGGAACAGGGAAUCAGGAACCAUGGAAAUUUGUGGAAGCAACUUCGGACUGGGAAUCUCGCCCUUCCUCCUCAGGACUACGAAUGAACGGAAGAACAGCGCACGAGGAGAUUCCUCUCAUAGACGAAAAGUUAGAAAAACUCAAGCUCGACAAAAACAAUGAUGAAUGAUCAAUGUGCACGACCUUACGCCCUUGAGCGGCGAGUGCUCGAGAUCUAGCUCAGUUUCGUUGUAAAUAAGUAUUCCCUCGGUUGGCUCAAGUUUAAUGUUGUGAUCGUUGGAUGUGAUUGUACCACGCUGUGUAUACCGAGCGUUAUAUAGAGUUUCGGUUCGAAACAAUUUUUCGUCAUGGAACAGGCGUGGAUGCCAUUUCCCCAACUGUGCAAUAUUUUCCCAAUAAACGGAAUGAGUGCUGGACGUGAGAGACCA
Molecule: messenger RNA, 1740 nt
Organism: Galendromus occidentalis (western predatory mite)
Lineage: Eukaryota; Metazoa; Arthropoda; Arachnida; Mesostigmata; Phytoseiidae
Exons: 9
Coding region: 375-1481 (368 amino acids)
Biological process (GO): piRNA processing; male meiotic nuclear division; spermatogenesis
Cellular component (GO): nucleus; P granule
Molecular function (GO): sequence-specific DNA binding
Source: RefSeq, a predicted model, not a curated record